UUCACUUUUUAAAAUUAAUAUCGAUUAUGUUGAAAAGUGAUCACCGUCUGUUUAUUUUGACUCUGGAGUGUAUAGAUCGAACGAGAACUCUUCAAAAAUGGAAUCGCAAAGUAUCCAAGUUUCUGAACAUCCAGAGACCAAAGGAUUCGAUCUCUCGGCUGGAAAUACUUGGAUAUAUCCGGAAAAUUAUCCAAUCCGCCAAUACCAGUAUAACAUAGUUAAAUCUGCCUUAUAUCGAAAUACUAUGGUCUGUUUACCCACUGGUUUGGGAAAGACUUUUAUUGCUGCCGUUGUGAUGUAUAAUUUCUGGAGGUGGUAUCCAUCUGGAAAGAUUGUAUUUCUAGCACCUACAAAACCUCUGGUUGCUCAGCAGAUUAAAGCAUGCUAUGAAGUAAUGGGGAUUCCAAGCAUCGAUAUGAUGGAGUUGACAGGUGCAGUAAUUCAGAAGAAUCGUGAAAUAGCUUGGCUCAAGAAAAGAAUAAUAUUUGCUACUCCUCAAGUGUUUCAUAAUGAUCUUGAAAGAUCAAUCAUACCAAGUCAUCUAAUUAAGUGUGUUAUUGUGGAUGAAGCUCAUAAGGCUUUGGGCAAGCAUUCAUAUUGUGAGUGUAUCAGAAUAUUAUCUACGCAGAAUCAACACUUCAGGAUAUUAGCACUUUCUGCUACGCCUGGAAAUAAAAUAGAUAAUGUUCAUGAAGUAAUACAAAAUUUAAAUAUCUCCCAUUUGGAAUUGAGAGAUGAAAACUCAAUUGAUAUAAUACCAUAUAUUAAUAAAAGAAAAGUAGAUAUUAUUUUGGUACCUCUUAGCAAUGAAUUAGCUGCAUUCAAAGAGAGGUAUAUUACUAUUAUGGAUCGUCACGUAAAAUUUCUUAUGCAAAGUAAUGUAUUGCGAGGUCAUACAGCAAACAUAUCUAAAGGAAGGAUAUUCUAUUUGUUGAGGGAAUUUAAAACAAAGACAAAUAAAUCCGGAAAUUAUGCACAAAUUAUGAAAACAUUGAAUAUAUUGUUAACUAUGUAUCAUGCUUAUGACCUUAUGAUUAGACAUGGAUUGCGUGCCUUUUACAAAUUUUAUGAAGUUCAUUCUGAUAAGUUUUGGAUGCACAAUGAAGACCAUUUACGAAAUUUACUCCAUGACAUAGAAACUUAUCUUGGACCAUUUCCGGAAUUGUAUCCUAAUGGGGACAUAUCUGAGAUAUCAACAACUAUUGUAUUUGGACACAAUAAAUUUUACAAACUGAAAGAGUUGCUUGAACAUCAUUUCAAUGGUGAUCGAAAGGACACGAGAGCUAUAGUUUUCGUCGAAUACAGAGACAUAGUCAAUGAGGUGUACAUUUUGCUUUUGCAAUUAAAACCAAUAAUUAGACCACAAAUGUUUGUUGGGCAAGCUAGUCAGAAGCAAAAGCAACAAAUAAAAGCGUUGGAAGAUUUUCGAAGCAAUCGUGUGAAUGUGUUGAUUUCUACAAGUAUAGGUGAAGAAGGAUUAGAUGUAGGGGAAGUAGAUCUUAUAAUAUGUUUUGAUGUAUCACAACAUUCUCCAAUAAGAUUGGUUCAAAGAAUGGGCAGAACCGGACGUAAACGGGAUGGUCAUAUAAUUGUUCUUGUUACAAACGGGAAAGAACACGAGAAUUUGAAGUCUACGCUUUCUAGAAGGGAUUCUUUGAAUAAUAAAAUAUUACAUACAAGCAACAUAUUUUCCUCCUUAUACAAUAAUAAUCCUAGAAUGAUACCAAAUCAGUUUACUCCAGAAUGCCAUAAGAUGCAUAUUAUAGCAUUACCAAAAACGCCAAAUGUAAAAGAAAAAAGAAGGAAAAAAAAUGUCAAUAAAAGGAAGGAGGCAUUUAGCGUGAAACAGAAAGAAAACUCAUCUAAAAAAGGAAAUUUAAGUCAGUCGUCGAUGAUGAGAUUUGUUACUGAUAAAUGUAAUGAACAAAACCGGGAUAAGACAUGUAACAUUCUCACUCAGUUAACAAUGCAAAAUAAUAAUAAUAAGAUAAAUCCUAAUAAUGUCAAACUGUUAACUGAUGACAAUGCGGGGAUCGAUUUCCUGACAUUGUACACUGUAAGGAAAUCGGAGGAAGAAAUGUCUUCUGAAACCGUGAAACCUAAAAUGGAUACGACUUAUAUUCCCGCACCAAAACCAAUUGAAGAUUUAUUCAGUUUUGUAGUUAAAAAUGAAAAUGAGAUUAUUCAAUGCAAUGAUUAUAUUAAUAACGAUAAUAGUAACUUUUGGUGCACUAUCCGAAAUGAGGGGAAUGUUCAUAGCAAUGAAAUAAGAUUUGAAGAUAUACUUGAUGAUAGUUCCGAUACAAAUGAAACAGUAGUUUCGUGUAUAAACCAACGAAUUACAGAUAUAGAGAUAAAUUCAAAUAAUAUAUCUACAUCUGAAACAAAAAAGGACAAUGAAAUUCUAACCCACAUAAGAACUGAAUUAUCAACUAAUGCACUAGAAGACCAGGAAUCUACGAUAUUUGAGAACAUAUUGAAUGAAUCAUUUAGUUCUGUCGAAAAAAAUUUAGAAGAAGAGGAUGUAUUUGAGAACAUACUAAAUAAAUCAUUUAGUUCAGUAGAAAACAAUUUAGAAAAUAAGGAUAAUACAGCAUUGCAAAAUACGGAAUCAAAUCUUUCCAACAUUUUUAUUAAAAAUGCAGGAGAAAUCAAUGUAUCGAAUGAGGCUAACGUUAAUACUUUUCAUGAGGAAGAUAAUGUUAGAACUAAUCUAUCAUCAUCUAUGAAACCUUCUAAAUCGGACAAAUACGCAAAUCUUAUUGAUGAAAUACAAGAUGUUGAUUUUAAUAGUGAUGUUGAUAUAAGCGAUUUUAUUAAAUGUGAUUCUAAUAAAAAUAAGUCGAUACGCAAUUUCAAAGCAGAAGAGAGCUUGUUAUCUAUAACUCAAGCUAUUGGCGAAAUAGCACGAGUAAAAAAAAAUUUAGCAACAUCAAGGAAAUCUUUUGUAAAUAAAGAAGAAUCGAUUAACAAAGAGAGUACUGGCUGGAUUUCAGUUAAUAUUAAAAAUGACAUCAAAGCUGAGAAAAACGACCCGAAUUCAAGGACAGGAAACAUUACAUUAGCCAAUACUCAUUGCAAUUCUGUUGUUGAAUUACGUACUGUUAAACAAGAUUUUGAUUUCCUAAAUGAUUCUGAUGAAGACUUCAUAAUUACAGAAGACAGUGCUAAGAAAUUUAAUGAGCUUGAAAGUUGUUACUUUCGCAAUUCGUCGAAAAAUUUAAAAGACGAUAUUAGAUACAUGCCUAGUACAUCAAAAAACUCAGUAAUUAGAAAUGGCUAUUUUGAUGAUACAUCGGAAACCUUGGAAACGAAAGAUGAUUAUUUUAAUAUCUCGAAUCUUAAACGAUGUAGCGCAUCAACACCAAAAAAUAAUAGACAUUCAAAACUAUCUUUGAAACGAAACAAAGUCCAGCAAAAUUCGAGUACGAUAAAUUUGAAUUUCUUUAAAGUGUCUGAUAAAUAUGUAAACAAUACAACAGAAAAAAAAGUUUUUAAAUCUAGCCCUGAUACACCAAAGCAAAUCUCUCCUUUGAAUAAAAAAAUCGCAAAGAAAAGCAAGUGUAAGCUCAAACGCAAAAACAAUGUCAAAAACGAGUUUAUAGAUGAUGAAGCUGAAGUAGACUCUGAUGUCAGUUCGGAUGAGAUCGUUAGUAUAGAUGACGAGGAUUUUGGAGAUUUCGUGAGCUAUACACAGUUCUCACAGGAACAAGUCGACAUGCACGCAUAUUAUCUACAAACUGUUAAGAGUCCGGUAAAGAAACCAGGCGCUUUUCAUUUUAGAAAACCACGAUCACCUGAUCCGAAUAUAGUAGAGAUCUAUUCGCAACUUUCGCCACAGAUUCAAAACUCAUAUGUUUAUGAUUCAUUUUGCGUUGCGGAAGACGUAGAACCAAGCAUACUCGUCCAUGACGAUUUGUUAUUAGAGAGAAUGGAAAAGAAAUUGGAACAAAAUAAACGAAAACAUCUCUGUUCUAACAAGAAUGCAAAACGUACUAAAAAGAAAAAGAUGAAUAUUUUAAAUUGCUCUGUGAGCAGCGAAGAUGAGCUCGAACAGCUGCGUAUACAAGUGCAAGAAGACUGAUUAUAAAUGAACA
Molecule: messenger RNA, 4097 nt
Organism: Cyphomyrmex costatus
Lineage: Eukaryota; Metazoa; Arthropoda; Insecta; Hymenoptera; Formicidae
Gene: Fancm
Product: FA complementation group M
Exons: 14
Coding region: 98-4084 (1328 amino acids)
Biological process (GO): double-strand break repair via synthesis-dependent strand annealing; interstrand cross-link repair
Molecular function (GO): ATP binding; four-way junction helicase activity; four-way junction DNA binding
Source: RefSeq, a predicted model, not a curated record